Menidia menidia (Atlantic silverside) is the source of this 2718-nucleotide messenger RNA. The record is from the annotation of a GenBank genome assembly. Lineage: Eukaryota; Metazoa; Chordata; Actinopteri; Atheriniformes; Atherinopsidae.
CGGAGCCUUCGGCAGGAGGCGUUAAAGAUUGCUGACUGAAACUGGUUUGUACUGUAUCUGGGAGAGUGUUGUUGCUCUGUAGCAGUCACGACUAUGUUUUACAGGAUUCUCUAACACAGUCAGAUAUGGCUGAAGUAAUUGCCGUCAGCCUGCACUUGCCGUCCACUAUGAACGCCAUCUUUCAGGUCCAGGAGGAGUGCAGCCCAACUGUUGCUCCUCCCGCCACUCCUCCUGUCUCUCAGAGCAGCGAGGACUAUCUGUUUGUGGAGACCAGGCACCCAAACACAGUCCUGCAGGGGCUUAACAGCCUGCGGCUCAACAACGCCUUCUGUGACGUGACUCUGUGCUGUGGAGGGCAGGAGUUCCCCUGUCAUCGCAUUGUGCUGGCCUCUUUUAGCUCCUACUUCCAGGCGAUGUUUUCAGCCGAUCUGAUUGAGUCCAAGCAGGAGCGCGUCGCCAUCAACGGGGUCGAACCUCAGAUGAUUGGCAUGCUGGUGAGCUACGCCUACACAUCAGAAGUCUACAUCUCCAAAGCGAACGUUCAGGCGCUGCUGGCAGCAGCCAAUCUGCUGGACGUGAUGGCUGUUCGAGAGGCUUGUUGUCGCUUUAUGGAGCGUCAGAUGGAUGAGAUGAACUGUGUGGGGAUUCACUGCUUUGCAGAGGCCCACUCUUGCAAGGUGCUGGAGAAGCGUAGCAUGGACUACAUUCUGGAGCACUUCAGCAGUGUCUGCCAGCAGGAGGAGUUCCUUUCCCUAUGUGUGGACAAACUGACAGAAAUCAUUACCAGUGACUUACUCAAUGUGCAUAAAGAGGAGAUGGUGUUUGAGGCUGUCAUGAUGUGGUUGAAUAAAUGUCCUUCACGCAAGCAGAGCUUUGAAAAGGUGCUCGAGCAUAUCCGUCUGCCACUUAUCAGCCCUUACUACCUCCAUGAUGUGAUAGAGUCUUUGGAUGUUGUGAGGGAGAGUCAGUGCUGCCAGAUGCUCAUCUCUAAGGCCAAGGACUAUCUGCUGCUGAAGGACCGCCGUGGAGAGCUCUACUGCCCCAGAGCAAGGCCCCGCAGGUCCACAGGGACAGCUGAAGUGAUAGUGACGGUUGGUGGGGAGGAUGACAAGGUGGUGCUGCGCAGCGUGGAGAGCUUCGACCCUGUAACGAACCAGUGGAAGAAUCUGGCGUGCCUGCCCUUUGCUGUGAGCAAACACGGACUGGUUGUUUCAGACUCGACUCUAUAUCUGGCAGGAGGCGAGUUUCCAGACGGCUCUGCCAGCAGAGAGAUGUGGCGCUAUGACUCCUGCUUUGACUCCUGGAUGGAGAUGGCUCCCAUGAAUGUAGCUCGCUCUGAGUUGGGCCUAGUGAUGUUGGACGGCUUUGUGUAUGCUGUUGGAGGGUGGGAGGGCCGCUUUCGCCUGGAUUCGGUGGAGUGCUACAACCCCCACACCAACUCCUGGCAGUCUACAGAGUCUGUAAAGAUGGCUGUUACAAGUCCUGCAGUGGUGGCACUUGACGGUCUGCUCUAUGUUACCGGCGGUGCAGUUUUGGAGGACGGCGACGGCACAAACCUUGCGCAAGUUUACAACCCUAAAACCGCAGUGUGGACAGAGGUCGCACCCAUGCAGAUUGCUCGCUCUGGUUCAGCUGCUUGUACGCUAAAAGGAAAGAUCUAUGUUAUAGGUGGUUGGCAUGCUUCAACAGAGAACACAGAUAAAGUGGAAUGUUACAAUCCCAAGACAAACCAGUGGACUAUGUGCGCCCCCAUGAAGGAACGACGCUACCGGCCAGGUGCUGCUGUUGUGGACGGUGAAAUCUAUGUCCUGGGAGGAGAAGAGGGCUGGGACAGAUAUCAUGACACUAUUGAGAGGUACUGUGAUGAAACCGAUAUGUGGGAGAUUGUCGGGGAGAUGCCCACCAGUCGCAGCUGGCUCAGCUGUGUGUCUCUUCAGCUGAGGAAGGACAUCCACCUAAGCGGCAGUCCUGGCGCACUGAACGACAACUGAAGGGCAAUGUCGAGGAAAAAGUUUUUAUUUUUUGCACUCACCUUUGCGUCAGUGCGCUACCAAGCUCAGAGCCGUGAAGACCAGUUAGGAGAGGCCCGGAAUUGGUUCAGAGCUGUGUGAGCUGUUACUGGUGACAAAGUGAUUUGUUUUAGGCAGAGGAGACUAAAAGUGCAGCUCUUGCUCACUUACUUAAUGCUUUUAGCACAUGGUUGAGAUGCCAAUAUUGUCUAAAUGUUCUCAAGUUCCUGUGACCCAUAACCAAGUCAGCAGUCUGAACUCACUCUAUAUGAUGUGAACAAUUCUAAGGUAUGGUUUGGAUGUCUGAGAUCCUCAUUCAAGGAUGCCAACAUAGUGUAUUUUUGUAUUGUUAUGUGAUGUAUUUAUUUGGCAUGUGACUAAAUGUCUGACUUUUGAGCCUUGUAAAGUUCUCAAGGCCACAUCAUCAUUUUGUGAGUAUACCUGUGGAAGAAGAUGUACACAUAUGAAAAUUUCUUUUUUUUUAAAGAAGUCAUGUUGGCUCUGAUUGUCUUUUAAACCUGUGGUAUGUUGAAUAUAUUUUUGUAAAGUGAUACAAGUAUUUCAUUUAAAUGAUUUUCAAUAGUUAAUAUGUAAUAAAGAUGUUAAAUUCAUAGACCCGUUUUAUUUUUUUCUAUCUUUUCAAAGUGGAACUUGAGAGUUUUUUUUGUUUGUUAAUGGUAAUGCAAUAAAUAACUUCAGUUGUUGGAGG